Messenger RNA from Daphnia pulex (common water flea), 1343 nucleotides. RefSeq names its product threonine-rich protein-like. The coding region runs from base 89 to 1138 and encodes 349 amino acids. The record is from RefSeq and is a predicted model, not a curated record. The transcript is spliced from 6 exons. NCBI's taxonomy places the organism in Eukaryota, Metazoa, Arthropoda, Branchiopoda, Diplostraca, Daphniidae.
UCACAAAUGAUGGGUAUAUAAGAUGGCUGAAAUCCGCUAAGUUAUCACAAUCCUUGUGUAGUAUCCAAUCGAGAUAGACAUCUACAAAAUGUUCCGCUACGGCCUUUUAUUGCUGAUCGCUUGCAGCGUCGCUGCAGUUGCUGCGGAAGAGUGGAAUGUCGAAGACAGACAACUGGCAUGUGCUGGAACUUUGGUCACCAACGCUGAUGGAACACGAUCAUGUGUCACGCAAAUCGGUGUCUCUAGCACUGGCUACCCCAUCUACAAAGUUACCAACCAAAACACUGGAGUCACCACUUACGUCACACAGACCGGAGUCAGCCCUACUGGCCAGCCCAUCUUCAACACCUCUAACACUUACCCGAUGACCAACUACGUCAACACUUGCACCGGCACACUGGUGACAAACAGCGACGGCACUCGAUCCUGCGUUACCCAAGUCGGCACAUCCAGCCUCGGCUACCCCAUUAACACCGUGACCAACUUGAACACUGGUGUCACCAGCUACGUCACACAAACCGGCGUGAACGCAUCCGGCCAACCGGCUUACAGCGUGACUCCCACCUAUCCCGCCAGCACCACCACUGCUGCCACUACCUGCGCUGGUACCACGGUGACCAAUAGCGAUGGCACUCGAUCCUGCGUGACUCAAGUUGGAACAUCCAACACCGGCUACCCCAUUAACCAAGUGACCAACUUGAACACCGGAGCCACCAAUUACGUGCAACAGACGGGAGUGAGCCCCACCAAUCAACCGACCUACUGCAAACCCGCUACGUACCCUGUCAACACCAACUACGCCUGUGCUGGCACCACGGUGACCAAUAGUGACGGCACCAAAUCCUGCGUGACUCAAGUUGGAACAUCCACCAGUGGCUACCCUAUUUCACAAGUUACCAACUUGAACACCGGCGUCACCAGCUACGUUGAACAGACCGGCAUCAGCUCAACUGGCCAGCCAACCUACAGCGUCACUCCUUACUUCCCAACGAAUUCUCUUGCUACCACCACGGUUGCUCCUACCACUACCACAGCUGCCCCCACAACAACUGCUGCUCCCGUAACUACGGCUGCUCCUGUAACUACUGUUGCUCCCGUAACUACUGCUGCUCCCGUGCCCAAUCCUUUCGUUUACUAAGUACCCGAUUAUCCCCAGCCUUUAAAGUAAUAACAGUUAAUAACAAACAUACGCCAUCGACUUGAUGCGAUUUACUUGCAUCAUGCAAUCGUGUAGUCCUUUAUUGACUUUAUUUAUACUUGAGGUUUCCCUGCUGUUACGCUGAUGGAAUAAUGGUAAAUGGUUUAAAUGCUUCUGUUUUUAAAUACACAGAGCUAUGCAACAA